GGCGACAUAUGCAUGCAGCAGAAUUCGCGUGCAGUGCGAUGCAUAGGCGGCCGGAUGUCUGUAUGUAUAGCUAGCUAAGACAGCUGCAGCUCGGCAGCAGAUCGGCACACACACGAUAGAAACAAAUAAACUCACACCCGCAGCGCCAUCCAUCCAUCAUGAUGCACCGCUGCACCAGCUGGCAGAAAAGGAAACGGCUCAACCCCGACACAUCACGUCGACAAAUCACUCGAUCCAUCCAUUCCGGGCUUUUUCACACACAGAUGACGCCGAUCCAUCCACCCGUCCACGCGCUUCUCCGUCGUGCACAGGCAGAAAAUCACGUGGAUGGGUGGACGCACGCAAUGUCUGCCUGAACAAAGCUGGGGAGAUGCGAUAGACUGAGGUGUUGCGAUGAAGGCUGGCUGGGUGGGGAAGAAAGAUAGGCCAGUCAUGGGAGGAUGACGCUAUCGUCCUCGAGGUCCUCCUCGUGCAUCAGCUGCUUGUAGUAGUACUGGGUCUUCCGGCACUUGUCGUCAUAGCUCAUCUGACACGACCAGAUGAGUGUGUGUGCGGCAUGUUUGUGUGUGUCUGUCUGUCUGUCUGUCUCGCUCACACGUAGUGUGUGUACCUUGAGGACGUAGUCCUCGCGAAGGUUGUUGCCGAAGUCGAAGGUCAGCUGGAGGACGGCGGGCCUCUUGCCGUCCAGGGUGUGGUGGCUCGUCUUCAACCGAUACACACGAUUCUCACGGUCAACCUUCACACACACACACACAAACACAGACACACACACACACACACACGUGUCCACCCGUCCAUUCAUCCGUUUGUUUCAUCGACGUGUGGGUCGAUGGCGCCCACCUUGAGUGAGAGCAGCCGGGUGCCUCUGACGCCUGACACACUAUCUUUCGUUCUGGUGGGCCGCACAGCGACCACCAGAGAGUCUCGUCUGAACUCCUGCUCCAUCGACGCCGCCGUGGGCGCAUCACGGGGCUGAGAGAAACACAAGACACACACACGCAGACUCCUGGCGACACACGCACACGCCCCUCCAUCCCACCCACCUCGUCAUUGACCCAUCGGCUGGAGUAGGAGGGCUCCUUGGUCCCCAGGGAGAUGGUGCAUGUCGGCAGAUUCUGCGGCCCCCUGCCGUCGAGGACGUCAAUGCGGAUGGCGAAGGAGGGCUUGUCGUAGAUGGCCAGGCAGACGGCAAACUUGUCGACGCCCUGCGCGAAGAAGAGCUUCGAGUCGCUCGGACUCCACUUGACGUUGGUGCUCAGAUACACUAUGCUGCAAUGCAACCCCAUACAACACACACACACACACGAAGGAAGAGAAACAAGAGUGAAACAAGCAGCCAUUUGGAAGUGAUGAAGUGUCCGACUGCCCGUCCCCGCCCAUCCAUCCAUCCAUCCAUCCACUGCCACUGACCGCAGUGGAAACUGUCCGGCCUUGCAGUCGUAUCGCGGUAUGUUCAUCUGACGGGCACACACAACAAUUGAGUCCGUCGAGGAAGGCCUGCCACCCUGCCUGCCUGCACGUCUGCAGGCACUGCCUGCUUACUAGGUCGAGGAACCCUGCAGAGAACCACACACACAGAUAGAUGGCCCACAGGCAGGCUCUGGUCUGGUCUGGUCUGGUCUGGCCUGGUGUUGUGUCCCCCUCCCUCCCUCCCUCCCUCCCACCUAGUUACCGUUGAAUUCCUCCCGCAUGUCUACCGGCACGUCAUAGGUGCGGACGCCGCGCUUGGCCUCCUCACUGCCCUCCGGCAGCGUGGCCUGGCGCUGCAGCUUCGGGUACAGCAGCUCGAAACACUACAUAUGCUCGCAAACAGACAUCCAUCCAUCCAUCGGUGUAUGUCCUCGUGUGCGUGUGUGGUGUGAUUCUAUGCAUGGAUCUGUGGCGCAUCGCAUACCUACCAUUGGGUUAUAGUCUAAGAAGGGAUGCCCGUCUGCAUUGCACUUGACGAGAGAGUCAUUCCGCCCGCUGAACAUCAGCCCUGGCAGCGAAUCUACCAGGCGACACACACGAACCGGCGCAUGAGAUCCAUCACUGUGGAACGUCUUCUCUCCCUCUCCUCUCCUCUGCUGGCCGCUGACCUGGGAAUGCUGUGAGCACCCGACGCGUGCACUCGAACACCUUUCCACCGACGCACACACAAAUCACAUCGCAAGGGCUUGGAUCCGCCAUCAGAGCAAAACAAGGCUGGAGUGACU
Molecule: messenger RNA, 2195 nt
Organism: Vitrella brassicaformis
Lineage: Eukaryota; Vitrellaceae
Source: the annotation of a GenBank genome assembly